AUGGCAGCCACUUCAGACGUGCCACCGUCCACGUCAGCCGCGCCAGCGGACACGUCAGCGACGAAGAUCAAGUUCGGACGGUGGGAUUUGGACCCCAGAGAGGUGUUCGCUGAAACAAAGCUGUCCCUCGCUAUAGUCAACUUCAAGCCCGUCGUCAAGGGUCACGUGCUGGUGCUGCCUCGGCGCGUGGUGCCUCGCUACAAGGACAUGACUCCCGACGAGGUCACUGACAUGUGGCUGCUGGCGCAGAGGGUUGGGCAGGCAUUUGAAACCCACCAUGGCUGCGCGUCAUCUACGUACACCAUCCAGGAUGGGCCAGCAGCGGGACAGACAGUGGCGCAUGUGCAUGUGCAUGUCAUGCCACGGAGGGAAGGGGACUUCGUACCCAAUGAUAAGAUCUACAACGAGGUGCGUUCAUGGUGA
Closterium sp. Yama58-4 is the source of this 423-nucleotide messenger RNA. The record is from the annotation of a GenBank genome assembly. NCBI's taxonomy places the organism in Eukaryota, Viridiplantae, Streptophyta, Zygnematophyceae, Desmidiales, Closteriaceae.